This is a messenger RNA of Cantharellus anzutake, 711 nucleotides long. RefSeq lists its product as uncharacterized. The record is from RefSeq and is a predicted model, not a curated record. The transcript has a single exon. NCBI's taxonomy places the organism in Eukaryota, Fungi, Basidiomycota, Agaricomycetes, Cantharellales, Hydnaceae. The annotation marks the transcript as partial.
UUGAUCGCCCGUCAACAUGCCAAAUCCUGGAUUAUCCAUUUGCAAGAUGAAUCCACAUUGAAUGCUCAUUCCGUUGGCCUGGCUGCACCCUCUUUCAAUGGUACUGCUCAAUGUGCAUUGAAAGGGCAUAUUAUCAUUUUCCCCAUGAACCCUGAAGCUCUGGCCCAAUUUCUGCCUCCGGCUUUGGAAGAAGUCAUUACCCCUCUGUGCAUCAUCUUUGUGGGUCCUAGCCCCCCCUCGAAAGAGUGGCUGUUGAAGAAUGCACGGCCUUUGAUAGUGAGACAGGAGAAAGUACAAAGAGCGCUGGAAUGGCUCAUCCAUCAUAAUCCACUGUAUUCCGACAUCCAACUAGAUGAGGAUCAUUUGAAACAACUACCCAAAUGUGACAUUCCACCAGUACUCAUUCACUCUCACUGUCCCACAGCAGCUGCUAUGGCGUCUGGAUCCCGAUAUGAUCCACACACCUCCGAAGAUGGGGACUGCAGUCCCACAGCUGGUCCUAUCUAUCAAAAUGUGGUGGUAUGUGACAUAGAUAUGCAUGAUGCAAACACUGCUGAAAUGACAGCUGCCACCAUCAGACACCUGAAACGUGCUAAUGGUGAGGUGGGUGCUCACAUCCAAAUCAAACAUUUGCCAAAUCCAGCCAACCACUAUUCUGAUCCCCAUUUGCUCGCUCUCCUCUACCCCACUCUUUUCCCCUUUGGCAUUGGU